Messenger RNA from Myotis davidii, 2061 nucleotides. It is a transcript of the gene AKAP10, whose product is annotated as A-kinase anchoring protein 10. The record is from RefSeq and is a predicted model, not a curated record. Gene Ontology annotation, molecular function: protein kinase A binding. Bases 269 to 2020 code for a protein of 583 amino acids. Gene Ontology annotation, biological process: intracellular protein localization. NCBI's taxonomy places the organism in Eukaryota, Metazoa, Chordata, Mammalia, Chiroptera, Vespertilionidae. The transcript has 15 exons. Gene Ontology annotation, cellular component: plasma membrane.
UCUUGAACCCCUCAAAGUCAUCCACGAGGGGCUGGACUCACCUUCUUCCAAACUCCUGUUAAGUUGCUAUGUUGACCUCUUCUCAUGAAUCACAAAUGUUCUUAAUGGCAUCUAGAAUGUGAAAGGCAAAGAACAAGAUAAGACGUCAGAUGCCAAGACAGUUAAAGCCUCAAAUCCUGUAUAUUCCCCACAAAAAAGCACUAAAAAUCAUGCCUUGCUGGAGGCUGCAGGACCAAGUCAUAUUGCAAUCAAUGCCAUUUCUGCCAACAUGGACUCCUUUUCAAGUAGCAGGACGGCAACACUUAAGAAGCAGCCAAGCCACAUGGAGGCUGCUCAUUUUGGUGACUUGGGCAGGUCUUGUCUGGACUACCAGAUUCAAGAGGCCAAAUCAAGUCUUUCAAAGACUCUUGAACAAGUCUUGCAUGACACUAUUGUCCUCCCUUAUUUCAUUCAAUUCAUGGAACUUCGGAGAAUGGAGCAUUUGGUUAAAUUUUGGUUAGAAGCUGAAAGUUUUCACUCUACAACUUGGUCCCGAAUAAGAGCAUACAGUCUGAGCACAGUGAAGCAGAGCUCAUUGGCUGAGCCUGUCUCUCCAUCUAAAAAGCAAGAAACUGCAGCACCUUUUGUAACCGAGUCUCUUGACAAGAGAUUAGAGGAUUCUGGCUCAGCCCAAUUGCUUGUGACUCAAUCAGAAGAAAGUGACCUGAAUAAUAGAACUAGCAACACCCAGAAUCGCUUGCUCCUUUCCGAGGAAUGUGACAGUGCCCAUUCUCUCCAUCUUGAAAUGGCCAGAAGAGAAGCUCAUCAAGUUUCCAUGGAAACCCAAGAAUCCUCCCCCAGACUUACAGUAGCCAGUAGAAAUAGUCUUUCUUCACCACUAAAGGAAUUAUCAGGAAAACUAAUGAAAAGUAUAGAACAAGAUGCAGUGAAUACUUUUACCAAAUAUAUAUCUCCAGAUGCUGCUAAACCAAUACCUAUUACAGAAGCAAUGAGAAAUGAUAUCAUAGCAAAGAUUUGUGGGGAAGAUGGGCAGGUGGACCCCAACUGUUUUGUUCUGGCACAGUCCGUAGUCUUUAGUGCAAUGGAGCAAGAGCACUUUAGUGAGUUUCUGCGGAGUCACCAUUUCUGUAAAUACCAGAUUGAAGUGCUGACCAGCGGAACUGUUUACCUGGCUGACAUUCUCUUCUGUGAGUCAGCCCUCUUUUAUUUCUCUGAGUACAUGGAAAAAGAAGAUGCAGUGAAUGUCUUGCAGUUCUGGUUGGCAGCAGAUAACUUCCAGUCUCAGCUUGCUGCCAAGAAGGGCCAGUAUGAUGGACAGGAGGCACAAAACGAUGCCAUGAUUUUAUAUGACAAGUACUUCUCCCUGCAGGCCACACAUCCUCUUGGAUUUGAUGAUAUUGUAAGAUUAGAAAUUGAAUCUAAUAUCUGCAGGGAAGGUGGGCCACUCCCCAACUGUUUUACAACUCCAUUACGUCAGGCCUGGACAACCAUGGAGAAGGUGUUUUUGCCUGGCUUUCUGUCCAGCAAUCUGUAUUAUAAAUAUUUGAAUGAUCUCAUCCAUUCGGUUCGAGGAGAUGAAUUUCUGGUAGGGAAUGUUUCACUGACUGCUCAUGGCUCUGUUGGUGCUCCUGACGACUCUCACCAAGGUGGUUCUGACAGCUCAGCAUCUCAGUCCAGUAUGAAAAAAGCUAGUGUUAAAAUUCUGAAAAAUUUUGAUGAAGCAAUAAUUGUGGAUGCUGCAAGUCUGGAUCCAGAAUCUUUAUAUCAACGGACAUAUGCAGGGAAGAUGACAUUUGGAAGAGUCAGUGAUGUGGGGCAGUUCAUCCGAGAAUCUGAGCCUGAACCUGAUGUAAAGAAAUCAAAAGGAUCCAUGUUCUCACAAGCUAUGAAGAAAUGGGUGCAAGGAAAUACUGAUGAGGCCCAAGAAGAGCUAGCUUGGAAGAUUGCUAAGAUGAUAGUUAGUGACGUUAUGCAGCAAGCGCAGUAUGAUCAGCCAUUAGAGAAGUCUACGAAGCUAUGACUCAAUCCCUGAGAUAAAGGAAAUCUGCUUUUGAAAAAUAA